This is a messenger RNA of Pecten maximus, 1779 nucleotides long. Its product is annotated as evolutionarily conserved signaling intermediate in Toll pathway, mitochondrial-like. The record is from RefSeq and is a predicted model, not a curated record. Gene Ontology annotation, cellular component: mitochondrion. NCBI's taxonomy places the organism in Eukaryota, Metazoa, Mollusca, Bivalvia, Pectinida, Pectinidae. Bases 137 to 1519 code for a protein of 460 amino acids. The transcript has 5 exons.
AUGGUGUAAGCCUUAACCAGCCGGUUGCCGAGCCUCGGUUGACCUUAGAUUUCCACAUGCUUUCAAGGAUACACUACGUAUAACGGUAUAUAUAUAAAUCGUCUCUAAGGUUCAUCUGACAAGAAUAAGCUUAAUUAUGUUUCCUCGCAGCACUAUUUGUUCGAAGUUCACCACAUCACAAAUUCACAUGGUGUUGAAACGGUGUAAAUUAUUGACGGGUCAGUUUCACACAGGAUCAGCAGGAUUGGCUUCGGGUGAAAAUCUAAUGGAAAAACAGCCGGAGAAUCGGCCAGAAAUUCAGCAAGAUGACCAUGAGGAGAAGCCACCUGAUUCAGAGCUGGCUGCAAAGACCGAUUCCAAACAGAUCCAGGUUCUCACAGGAGACGAAAUGUCCUCCAUGAAACCUAAACCGGAAGCCCCAACAGAACAUCCAGAUCUUUGGAAAAAUCCCAUAGAUAUGAGAAUAUUACCUAAAAAAUAUAAAGUAACAGAUAUAGAAAGAAAAAUGUUUCAGUUGUCGACAUAUAUAUUUCAAGAAGUGGGAGAAUCUGGUAAAAACAAAACAAAUUUUCUUAAAGCAUUACGCGUAUAUGAAGAACGAGAGAAGGUUUACCAUAGAGGCUUAGUAGAGUUUUUAGGAACAGGUCUGGACAAUAUAAAAGAGUGGGGAGUUCACAAAGACAAAGAGGUGUACAAGGCUCUAUUAGAAAUUAUUCCCAAAGGGAACUAUCUUCCGAAGUCAAAAUGGAUGGCAGAGUUGGGGCAUUUCCCCAAGCAGCAGCAGUGUGCUAUAGAUAUUCUGGAAAAAAUGCAGAAUAAUGGUGUGAUUCCUGAUGAGAAAAUGGAGUUGAUGAUCGAAGAGAGAUUCGGCCAUAGCAGCUACGUCUCCAGGAAGUACAUGCGCAUGAUGUAUUGGAUGCCAAAAUUCCGUCACGCUAAUCCAUACCCUGUGCCCUUCCAUCUACCAGAAGAUCCAAUACAGCUGGCGAUCAUAGCUCUGCGACGUAUGGCCAUUGAUCUUAAUAACAAGAUCACGGUUUGGAAGACUGUAGAAGUUGAAGAGAAACCCCUGGAGGACACGUUCAUCGUUAGUGCCCAGAGUCCCGACCAGGUUGAGCUAAUCAAUGCCCAUCCGAUUGAUACCCCCUUGGUAGUGAAAGGCAGCUACAGAGUCUGGCUUCGUCACAAAAAUUUGUCCUACUUUGUGUUGCAAUCAGACACGGGCAGACCUCAUGCACCAGCAGGGGACAUAGAUGAUGAUUCAGAAGUGGACUGGACAGGACUGAACCCUUACUUCACAGAAAAUGAGACUGACCAGGCCAUACUGGUCCCUCCUAGUAUUCACUCCCAGGACGAUGGCACGGUGAUGGCCACCUGUAUAACGGGAAGCUCUUCUCGGGAUUCAGUUGUGACGUGGAUACGAUACCUACAGAAGACAAAUCCCAAACUCGAAAAUAUCCCCAUUCUGUUCUCAAUUAAAACACACACAGGGCAGUUAGAUGUCCGGCAACCAACCUAGUGUCAAAGUAUCAAUUUAAAGUCAACUGGAAGACCAUGAGGUGCUCAGAGGAGAUAACUCCCUACAGCUGGAAGUUAAGGAUAUCAGCUGGGCCUCUUUAACUUAAGAAGGCCAAAAACGGUUGAACGAUCAAUCCAGUGUUGUUGAUGAAUUGAGAAUGAGCAUAGGGAUCUUGCUUUCAGACAAGUAUUGACAAAUAGAAAUUAUGGCCUGUGUUUACAUCUUCAGAUUUUUCAAGAUUUAUGUCUGAAAUAUAAAAC